CCGAACACUGGCAUGGCUGGGGUGCUGUGGAAGAUGCUUUUAGUGAGCAGCGCACACCGCAAGCCGUCAUUCGGUGUACAAUGGACACUGGGACAGUGAGAAAAUGAAGGAGACCCUCUAACGCAUUUCGAGGCCCUCCGUCGUACUAGCAAUCCGCAAGAUGUAAUCUACCUGGAAUCAACCGAGUGGGCGGUGGGGUGACUUUAUACAGCGUGAUGCGGUUUUAGCCUAUUUGCUGCUGCAAGAAUGGGUUCACAGGUUGUGCAAACGCUACGCCAAGGGGUCUGGGCUUCAUUGACCGGUGGAUGGUAUCAUGACCCAGACCAGAAUAAAUUCAACAACUCAUGCCAUCUUUAUUUAUGGAUGUUUUUGCUAAUGUUACCGCUUUCUCUACAUUUGGCACUUCCACCCACUACCCUGGUCCUCAGUAUAUACUGCACAUCAGUGACAGUUCUCUUCAUCCUCAUAAAGAUGGUCAACUAUCGGCUUCAUUUGAUGUUUGAUGAAGGUGACAUUGUAGCUCAGAAUAGUAUGUCUGACAUCAGCAAAGAUGUAGACAAAAAAAGUGAUGCGUCUGACUCCUGUCUUCCAGCCACCUUGAGGAAGAGCAGCACAGCCCCUGAUAGUGUUGCCAUGGCAGUGCUGACUAGAAACAGGCCAAGUCCAAUUAUCCAAGUCACUGUAAAACAGACUGAAACAGACCCUGGACUGAUUGGGGAGUGCCCAAAGGAGGAUUCAAAGAACACAGAGGGACAAGAUGACACAUCCUCUCAAAAGAAGCCUAAGGAAAAAGCAGAGCCUGAGGAGAGACUGACCCCUGAAGACGGAUUCAGCCCCAGUAGUGACCAGUCAGCCCCACUCUUACAGGGGGAGCAAAGAGAGCCAACCCAUGGGGACAUGGCUCAUGAUGGCCUGCCCCUAUCGGCUGGCAGUGAGGAGGAAAGUGAAGAAGAACCAGAGGAAGAGAAACCACUGCAUCCAGAUCCCAACAACAACAAUAAUAACAGCCCAACUCCAGAACUCACACAAGAAGGGCAGGGGGAAAGGAACUCAGAGCAGGUGUACUGCUCGGAUGAGAUUUCUGUGGUGCAGGUUGACAACUCAGGUUCGUCCGCACACCUGGACGAGAGUGACACAGUGAAGAUCAUCAUUACAGUGAGCUGUGACCCACAGACAGCAGCUGAGCUGGAGGAGUCGGCCCACCUGGCUCAGCAGGAGACGGCAGCGGCAGGAGAUGGCCCCGUCAAAGUCCCUGUCGUCGCAUUUGAUUUGCCCCACGAGGAAGAGAAAUGUUGUGACCAAGACCAAAAACAAGAAACGCCCAUCUGUAGGGAGAAGUCUGCUCAGCAACAGUCUACGGAUCACGAGAUACAUGUCGAGGACGAGACAGUUAACUCUGCCUCCACCCAGGGCUGCCAGGCAGCGCAGUCAAAUGAAGAUGAGGAGGAGAAGCCUACUCCACAUCUGACUAAUAACAGUUCUUCUGGCAUCGAUGUUAACUCCCAUCCUGAAGAAAAUGAGCCUUCCGAGCUGAAGUAAACACUGAUGGAUUCUUGCAGAUCCUUCAGGUUCAGGAGGGUUGGUGCAGGUGGAAGGACACACAUAAGAGGGCUCAGCAUCGACAGUGGGAGAGAUGCUGUCCUGAUCGACCAUUGGACCAAAGACAAGUUCCAGACCAUGACCUCCUCCAAGUCAGAUUUAGAAGCCAAAGAGGGCCAACUGCCCGAUGAGUCCAACUUUGUUGAAUUUGUAUCACUCUUGGAGUCUCUCAGCAGUACCAGAGGCGGAGGAGCUACGCAGACUGAGGAUGCAUUGAAGGAGGAGAAAACAGACAGAGAGGGUGAAGACCACGGUGGCCAUGAAGAAUUAGAAAACACAGAAAUGACUGGACAGCAAGGACGCCCAAACCCUCCAAACACUCUGACUACAGACACUCUGCACACCUUUCCAGAGAAACGGAUUCCUAUCGUGUCUCCUGAUAGCCCCCAGACAGAUAAGGAAAGGGAUCCAGACUACGACUCUCUGCCCUCUCAAACCUCCCAGUCAGAGAGCUCCAUGCUACAGGUCAUCUGUAGACCAGAGGCAACAUCCAAAGAGCAAGCAUACACCUUUCACACAGUGCACAGUAAACGGCCUCGAAGGCUGUAUAAUGAAAGAGCAUUAAAUUUACCUCUUGGAGCUGAACUCAUCACGGGCAACAUAUGUGAUCUCCUUUCCACGUCCUCAAACUCUGAGUGCCAGGAUGGUUUAGUGGGCGGUCACUCGGAGUGCCCGUUUCAGCACUGCAUUACUCCAGCCCACCGGCUCAGACCCCGGAGGACCCACCCGGAGGUCUUUCAGGAGGAGGAUUCUCUUAAUGAAUCCUCUGACACAUCUACUCAGGAAAAGCCCUCCCAGAAGCUGUACUACAAGCUCAAAAUUUUUCCCGGGAAAUGGGUCAAUGUCUUGUACGAUCGGCUGACCUUGACGGCGCUGCUAGACAGGAAUCAGGACAUGACUGAAAACAUGGUGGCAGUCUUCCUAGCUUUCCUGGUCGCUUUUCUGGGCUUUGUUCUCCUUAACCAGGGCUGUUUCAAAGACUUUUGGGUUUUCCAGUUUUGCUGUGUCAUCGCAAGCUGUCAAUACUCCUUACUAAAGAGUGUUCAGCCAGACGCAGCGUCGCCUACGCACGGACAUAAUCAAAUCAUUGCCUACAGUCGAGCUGCCUACUUCUGCGUGUUCUGUGGCCUUAUUUGGAUUCUGGAAUUAUUGCUGAAAAGAUCAGACCUUCCUGUGUCUACUAUGUAUGGCAUUACAAUUGUAAUGUCAGACAGCCUUCAGUUUGUGCAGGAUGUUUUAAUUGGGUUUACAUACUGCUUCCCGAUAAGCUUUCUCCUUGGCCUUCUCCCACAAAUCAACACCUUUAUUAUUUAUGUUUUAGAGCAAAUCGACAUGCACUUGUUUGGUGGGACAGCUGCAACCGGACUCUGUUCAGCCUUCUUCUGUAUAGCGAGGAGUCUGAUGGCAUUGAUUUUACUUUAUGGAUUCUGUUUCGGUGCCCUGAAGGAACCGUGGGACGAGCAGCACAUACCAGCCCUGUUCUCGGGGUUCUGUGCCCUGCUGGUGGUCCUGUCCUACCAUCUCAGUCGACAAAGCAGUGAUCCCUCCGUGCUCUUCUCUUUGAUUAAGUCCAAACUAGUGCCAGCACUAGGGGAUGGUGAGGCAGAGGAGGAGUGUAGCGAGAGCGCAGAUCCACUUCCAGACAAGCUCAGCCGCUCAGUGAGAGAAAGAUUGAUCUCAGAUCUGGUUGUCUGUUCCAUUGCUUCAGUUUUAACUUUCGCAGUUACUGCCAGUACAGUCUUCUUGUCCUUAAGGCCCUUUGUCAACAUAGUGCUGUAUACCCUGGCAGCGACCGUGGGGUUUGUCACCCACUACCUCCUCCCUCAGCUGCGGAAGCACCACCCCUGGCUCUGGAUCUCCCACCCUGUGCUAAAGAGUAAGGAGUACUCCCAGUUUGAACCCAGCGAGGAUGCUCAGUUGAUGUGGUUCGAGCGGCUCUACGUAGGGCUAGUGAGCUUUGAGAAGUACAUCGUCUACCCUGCCAUUGUCCUCAGUGCUCUGACCACUGAUGGCUUUGCGCUCAGUCACAGGACAAAGCUGGGUACACACUGUGAUGUCUUGUUGAUGACAGUUGCUGGGAUGAAGCUCCUGCGCUCCUCUUUCUGCAAUCCCAGUUAUCUCUUCCUCACCCUCAUCUUUACCAUCAUCUUCUUCGAGUUUGACUACAGCAGGGCAUCCGAGACCUUUCUACUCAACUUCUUCUUAAUGUCCAUAGUCUUCCACAAGCUCUGGGAACUUCUCAAUAAACUACAUUUCAUUCUGGUGUACAUUGCACCGUGGCAGAUAGCAUGGGGCAGUGCCUUUCACGCCUUUGCUCAGCCCUUCGCCGUCCCACAUUCAGCCAUGCUGCUGCUGCAGACCCUGGUCACCACACUCUUCUACACGCCGCUGAGCCCGUUCCUGGGCAGCGCUAUCUUCGUCACCUCCUACCCGCGGCCCGUCAAAUUCUGGGAGAGGAACUACAACACGAAGCGCAUUGAUAACUCCAACAGCAGACUGGUGUCUCAGGUCAACAAGGAGACUGGCUGUGAUGACAACAACCUGAACUCCAUCUUCUACGAGUACCUGACACGUUCGCUGCAGCACAGCCUGUGUGGAGACCUGCUGCUGGGCCGCUGGGGAAACUACAGUGUGGGUGACUGCUUCAUCCUGGCCUCGGACUACCUCAACGCCCUGGUGCACCUCGUCGAGGUUGGCAAUGGCCUCGUCACCUUCCAGUUGAGAGGCCUUGAGUUCAGGGGCACGUACUGCCAGCAGCGAGAGGUGGAGGCCAUCACGGAGGGCGUGGAGGAGGACGAGGGUUGCUGCUGCUGCGAGCCCGGCCACCUGCCCCACGUGCUGUCCUGCAACGCCGCCUUCGGCCUGCGCUGGCUGGCCUGGGAGCUCACCACAACCAAGUACCUGCUGGAGGGCUACAGCAUCAGCGAGAACAAUGCCGCCACCAUGCUGCAGGUGUAUGACCUGCGCAAGCUCCUCGUCACCUACUACCUGAAGAGUAUCAUCUACUACCUGGUGAUCAACCCGAAGCUGCAGGUGUGGCUUAGGGAACAGGCCGCGCACGAGACCCUGCAGCCUUACAGCAAAUGGCAUCACAUCGAGAGGGACCCGGCCGUGUUCAGCGUUAAGAUCGACGAGGACUAUGUUCACUGCCUGCAAGGCGUCACCAGGGCCAGCUACUGCAACGUCUACCUGGAGUGGAUCCAGCACUGUGCCAGCAAAAUGGACGAACCAGUGGAGUGUGAUGAGGACUCCGCCCUGGUCACGCUGUGUUUUGCUCUGUCUGUGCUGGGCAGGAGGGCACUAGGAACAGCCUCACAUAACAUGUCCAACAGUUUGGAGUCCUUCUUGUACGGAUUUAACACCUUGUUUAAGGGAGAUUUCCGCAUUGCGAUCAAGGAUGAGUGGGUCUUCUCUGACAUGGAUCUGCUACAGAAGGUGGUGGCACCUGCUGUGAGGAUGAGCCUGAAGCUUCACCAGGACCACUUCACGAGCCUGGAGGAGACGGAGGAGCCGGCUGUGCUCUACGAGGCCAUCACCACGUAUAGGAGCAGUCUGGUGAUAUGUGACGAGAGCGACCCCGCCUGGCGCAGAGCGGUACUGUCCAGCCAGGACACCCUUCUCACCCUGCGCCACAUGGUGGACGAUGGCACUGACGAAUACAAGAUCAUCAUGCUAUACAAACGCUACCUCAGCUUCAAAGUCAUCAAGAUCAAUAAGGAGUGUGUGCGAGGGCUGUGGGCUGGCCAGCAGCAGGAGCUGAUCUUCCUGCGGAACCGCAACCCCGAACGCGGCAGUAUCCAGAACUCCAAGCAGGCCCUACGCAACAUGAUCAACUCGUCAUGCGACCAGCCGCUGGGCUACCCCAUGUUCGUGUCUCCCCUCACCACUUCCUACAUGGGCACGCACAAACAGAUGAGGAGCAUCUGGGGAGGCGCACUCAGUUUAGAGAACAUCCGCUCCUGGAUCUUCUCCAGGUGGCUCCGGGUGAGGAAGGACAACCUGACGAGCUGCAACAGUGGCAUGAAUAUGGAAGACGUGGACUGUGCUGGAUCUUCCGUGAGCCAGACACAGAACUCCAUGACCUCCCAGAGCCUGAGCCUGCACCCGGCCAGACAGCGGACCUCUCACUCCAGACACUACAGCACAGGGCGACGGGAGUACCGCAGUCGAUCAGUGCAGCCGCAGGGCCAGCGGCCUCCCGUCACUAGCCGCUCGGGGCCAAUCCUGGACAGCCAGCAGGGCUCGCGUGGGCGGGGCCUAGCGCAGCGCCUAUCCAACAGCCAGCUGUCCUUCAACACGUCCUCCAUCGCCUCCGUCUUCUCACAGGCACCCCAGUUGUCGGGGGCAGGCCCCACGGCUGCCGGCCAGCAACGCUCAGGCCACGCCUCCUCAUCCAGCUCCACGCUCAGCCUGCUGUUCGGAAAGCGCAGCUUCUCCAGUGGCCUCGUCAUCUCCGGCCUGUCUGCAGCUGACGGGGGCAACACCAGCGACACGCAGUCGUCCAGCUCCGUCAACAUCGCCCUGGGGCCAUCAGUACGCUCUGCCACCCAUGCCACGCAGUGGACGACGGAAGCCUAUGAGAGUAUAGAUGCCACCUUCACAGUAGCCACGGGGCCCAAGGAGACCGUGGUGUCAGGUAGCGCUGUCUGCGGCCAGAGCACAGACAAGAUCCAGGAGUACUCGUCCUCAGCCUUCCACGAGGUGCUGGAGCAGAAGGCCCCCUGAGCCGUGCCUCGCCUCCUGCCUCACAACCGCAUGCCCUCACCCCUUGCAAGACAUUUUUUCAACCAAAACACAGAUUUCCCAUUCAAGGGGAAAGAAGUCAUGGGAUGGUGAAGACUGAAGUUGUGGCCGAAAGCUCUUACUGCCAUAUACAUACAACUGUUUUAUUUUUGCCAUACACAUUUUCUGCUUAUUGGUUAGAAACUUGAAAUGUUUAAUGCUCAAUGUUUUCAAAAAAGCUAUUAACAUGAAGUAAUAGUUUGAGGAAAAUAUCAAUUGUACACAAAUUGUAGUUUACUACCGGUCAUAAGCUUCCACGGCUUGUUAGCCAGGUUAGCCUCAGUGCAACAACUAAAAAUACAAAUUUUGAGCACCAUAUUCUUAGCUAAUGAACUACAUUUGUAUACAUUUUGACUUUCCACAAGCCAUUCUUUUUAGUCCCAGAAUGGAUUGCCCAUAUGACCCCUUUAAUGUUUAAGAGCACGUGCCGUCCUAGGAGCAUACACGAGUGUAGUGCGCUACACGUCCAACAUUCAGAUCAGAAUCUCAUGUUGGUUUUACAUAACAGAACGUAUUUGUUUCUCAGAAAGUGUUCAGUGUGGCUGGUGCUCAGUAUCAUACUGUAGGUAGGUGGCAAACAGCAAAAGCUUUUGUCUGUGUGCUCUGAAUCAAAAGCUCCAUAACACUGAAAUGCAGACAGGCAUUAGUACACUGCUAAAGCAUGUCGACUCCCUCUGCAAAGUGAAAAUAAUAAACUGACUGAAUGAGAGGGGCUAAGCACCCAGGUUUGGCAGAAUGGCGUAGGUGUUUGAAUACAGAAUAAGGCUGUCAGGGUCUAGGCACAGUAAAAGUCCCAGGUUUGGCAGAACGGCGUAGGUGUUUGAAUACAGAAUAAGGCUGUCAGGGUCUAGGCACAGUAAAAGUCCCAGGUUUGGCAGAACGGCGUAGGUGUUUGAAUACAGAAGGGGGAUGUCAGGGUCUAGGCACAAUAAAAGUCC
This is a messenger RNA of Electrophorus electricus (electric eel), 7319 nucleotides long. The record is from RefSeq and is a predicted model, not a curated record. NCBI's taxonomy places the organism in Eukaryota, Metazoa, Chordata, Actinopteri, Gymnotiformes, Gymnotidae.